Messenger RNA from Erythranthe guttata (spotted monkey flower), 3485 nucleotides. RefSeq names its product leucine-rich repeat receptor protein kinase HPCA1. Gene Ontology annotation, biological process: protein phosphorylation. Lineage: Eukaryota; Viridiplantae; Streptophyta; Magnoliopsida; Lamiales; Phrymaceae. Gene Ontology annotation, molecular function: ATP binding; protein binding; protein kinase activity. The record is from RefSeq and is a predicted model, not a curated record.
UCAGACAAGAAAAGUGGGCUCUUGUCUUCUAAGGCAAGUUUAAUCAUUUCUAGUAGCAAACUCAUUUUUUCAACCUUUUCCUUUUUUUUUUUUCUGCACUUUAAUUACUAUUCUACCCACCUCUUUCUAUUUUUAUUUAUUUAUUUUACAUUAUAUAUAUUUUCUUGGUGUAAUUUCUCUGUGUAGUGUAGCAAUAGUGGUGGUUAAAUUCUGUGCCAAACAAUGAUUGCUAAUCUGGGAUGAUGGUAAUAUCUAUCUGAGAUUUUUAGUUAUCUCCCUUGACAAGUGACCUGUUCUGAGAGAGAGAGAGAGAGAGAGAGAGAGAGAGAGAGAGAGAGAGAGAGAGAGAGAGAGAGAGAGAGAGAGAGAGAAUCAGCUAUGCGGCGGCUGUUCGUCUUGUCUCUGCUGGUUUUCUGUCGAUGGAUAUAUGUUAGUGAUGCUACGACCAAUCCACAAGAUGCCGCUGUGCUCCGAUCACUAAAAGACCAGUGGGGGAGCACGCCCCCUAGUUGGGAUAAAUCCGACGAUCCUUGUUCAGAUUGGGAAGGUGUUGCCUGUGACAAAUCAAGAGUCACUUCUCUCGGCUUAUCGACAAUGGGAUUAACCGGUAAAAUGAGCGGUGACAUUGGAGGCCUAACCGAGUUAAUCUCGUUAGAUUUGUCGUUCAAUCGUGGCCUCAGCGGUUCGUUGUCUCCUAGGCUUGGAGAUCUGCAUAAACUGACCAUAUUAAUUCUUGCUGGAUGUAGUUUUACUAACAGCAUACCAAGUGAACUCGGAAAUCUUACGGAGCUAACUUUUCUAGCCCUGAAUUCGAAUAACUUAAGUGGCGAAAUACCGGCAUCUCUGGGUAGACUUCCGAAGCUGUAUUGGCUCGAUCUUGCGGAAAAUCAGUUGACCGGUCAAAUACCCGUUUCAUCGGCUUUCGGUCCCGGAUUAGACCAACUUAAAAAGGCCAAACACUUCCAUUUCAACAAAAACCAGCUUUCGGGCGAGAUUCCGAGCCAGCUUUUCAACUCGGACAUGUCACUGAUACAUGUACUAUUUGACGGUAAUAACUUCGAGGGCAGCAUUCCCUCUACAGUUGAACUUGUACAGACACUUGAGGUUCUUCGGCUUGAUCGAAAUUCACUGAAAGAAAGUGUUCCAUCAAACCUCAACAAUCUCACUAACAUCAUAGAAUUGAAUUUGGCUCAUAAUAUGCUGUCUGGUGCAUUACCAAACCUAACUGGAAUGAACUCCCUCAAUUAUCUGGAUUUGAGCAACAACUCUUUCAAGAAAUCCGAAUCACCUCACUGGUUUUCGACUUUAACUUCACUUACUACAUUAAUGAUCGAAUACGGACCGUUGGAAGGAUCGGUCCCACCCGAAAUUUUCAGUUUACCUCAGAUUCAGCAAGUAAAACUGAAGAACAAUGCAUUUACUGAGAAAUUAGACAUGAGUGUCAACAUCAGCCAACAACUCCAACUCGUCGAUUUGCAGAACAACGACAUUUCGUCACUAACGAUCGGCUCGCAAUACAAAAGCACUUUACUAUUAAUUGGAAAUCCGGUGUGCUCGGCUUCAUUAGAAAACACAGUCUACUGUCAAAUCCAGCAAUCGGCGAAGCCUUACUCCACCAGCUUCGCAAACUGCGGCGGCCAAAUAUGCACCGCCGAUCAGAAACUCGACCCGCAGAGCUGCGGCUGCGCUUACCCGUACGAAGGCACACUGUACUUCCGUGCACCCUCGUUCAGAGAUUUGUCGAACGCAAGUUUGUUCCAUUCGUUAGAAAUGAGCCUUUGGGUGAAAUUAGGGCUUUCUCCCGGCAGCGUUUCUCUGCAGAAUCCGUUCUUCAAUGUCGACGAUUAUCUCCAAUUGCAGCUAGGGCUUUUCCCCUCGAAUCAAAAGUUCUUCAACAGAUCGGAUGUUCAGAGGAUCGGAUUUUCGCUGAGUAAUCAAACUUACAAGCCUCCGAAAGAGUUUGGGCCUUAUUAUUUCAUCGCUUCGCCUUACGUUUUCGGAGGCGAAAAUGGGGGUGGCCAGAUCAGCAGAGGGGUGAUUGCCGGAAUAACGAGUGGAUGUGCAUUGGUGGUGGUGGUGCUAGCGGGAUUAGGGGCUUACGCUAUUAGGCAGAAACGGCGCGCGGAAGAAGCUAUUUCACUGAGCAAGCCGUUUGCAUCUUGGGGCCCGAGUGGGAAGGACAGUGGAGGGGCCCCACAGCUAAAAGGAGCAAGAUGGUUCUCUUAUGAUGAGCUCAAGAAAUGCACUAAUAACUUCUCUCAUACCAAUCAGCUUGGCUCGGGUGGCUAUGGCAAGGUGUAUAGAGGGGUUGUGUCAAGUGGACAAACAGUGGCAAUAAAAAGGGCUCAACAAGGUUCCAAUCAAGGCGGGCUCGAGUUCAAAAACGAAAUCGAGUUGCUCUCGAGGGUUCAUCACAAGAACCUCGUUGGCCUUGUAGGGUUCUGCUUCGAACAAGGUGAACAAAUGCUGGUAUAUGAGUUCAUGGCUAAUGGAACACUCAGAGAAAGUUUAUCAGGAAGGAGUGGAAUAAAUCUGGACUGGAAGAGAAGGAUAAGGAUCGCGUUGGGGUCCGCUAGAGGAAUAGCGUAUCUACACGAACUGGCGGACCCACCUAUAAUUCAUAGGGACAUCAAAUCGACGAAUAUACUGUUGGAUGAGAAUCUCACGGCUAAGGUGGCUGAUUUUGGAUUGUCUAAGCUUGUUUCAGACAGUUCUAAAGGGCAUGUUUCCACUCAAGUAAAAGGCACUCUGGGCUAUUUAGAUCCGGAGUACUACAUGACACAACAACUAACAGAAAAGAGCGACGUAUACAGCUUCGGCGUAGUAAUGCUCGAGCUCAUCACAGCCAAACAACCCAUCGAGAAGGGAAAAUACAUUGUUCGCGAAGUGAAAAUAGCAUUCGACAGAAACGAGGACAGAUACUAUGGAUUAAGGGAAAUGAUGGACCCCACCAUAAGAAACACACCAAGUCAUGACCUCAUCGGAUUCUUAAGGUUUGUUGAGCUGGCAAUACAAUGUGUUGAAGAUUCGGCUUCGGAUCGUCCGAUGAUGAGUGAAGUUGUCAAGUCCCUCGAAGCUAUAUUGCAGAAUGACGGCAUGAAUAUGUCAGCCUCCACGUCAGCAUCUUCGUCUGCAACUCUUGAAUUCGGAGCUGGUUUGUGUAAUAAAGGUGCAAUUAGAUCACAUCCUUAUAAUAUUAAUGGUGCUUUUGAUUAUAGUGGUGGGUAUACACUUCAAGGUAAAGUUGAACCCAAGUAAUAUAAUUAAUGGGACAAUAUAUAUAUAUAAAACUAUAUUUUACUUAUAUAUAUUAGUUCUUUAAUUUUUUGAAGAUUUUUUAGUGAAAUAUGAAGAAUGUUGUUUUGCUAAGUUGUGUUGUGUGGAUGCGUUAUUGCAAUUAGUAUCCCUUGAGUUAUAUGAAUUGUUAAAAAAUCACCCCAUGUAAUUUUUACUUGCAAAACCCCCCCUAUGAUUUUUUGUUUUUU